GACAACGGUACAACUGAGGGCAGAGACGAACAAAAAAAAAAGACCAUGCCAUGGGCCAGCUCGAAUCGCUGCUCUCCUUGAGCUUCGGCAUCGUUUUCGUGACCAGCGUCCCUUCGAGCCUCAAUGCACCUGCAAAAGCCCCACCAUUCUAGCACUACGUAGUAUGUGCAUGUUCACCAGCCAGUCACCCUGCCUUCUGGUCGUCCUCUUCUCCGGUAACCCCGAUAUCAUCGGAGUCGGCUCGGCGUCGACAAACUCGUCUCUAGCACAUUCCCCGAGCAAGAAACCACCCACUUCACCAGCUCCAGCUCCAACAAACAACAAACACCCCACGUGUGCGCCUCCCGCGCGAUCGCCCAACCCGCCCGCACAGGCCAUUCGCCGCACACAGACCAUCGCCGCCAACGCCGAUUUUCUGGAAGCAGCUCCAUACCUUCCAACACCCCAAUCGCGUCGCAUCGCACCGCACACGCGCCGCGCCUACAACGAUGCCGAUCACCAUCCUCGCGCCCGCGCCUCCCGCGCCCACCUACCCUCGCGCCGCCGGCUCCGAAGAUGAAGACGAGGCAUUCGACUCGGAGGGUGACGUCGACAUGGAAGCUACCUCGCGCGCCUCCAAGCGGCCGCGCAGAUCGCAAAAAAGCAUUGUCACGCCCGGUGAGAUGGUGACCGACGACCCGCAGUGGAUGAGAGGCCACGGCACGUACGUCCCCGAAGGAGGCACCGAGAUCCUGUCAACAGUAGCGGGCACCGUCAUGAAGACCAACAAGCUCCUCUCCAUCACGCCGCUGCGCGCGCGGUACAACCCUGAGAUCGGCGACCUGAUAGUCGGGCGCAUCGUGGAAGUGCAGUCGCGCCGCUGGAAAGUCGACCUUUCGGCCCCGCUGCUCGCCAGUCUCCCCCUCUCCGCAAUCAACCUCCCAGGUGGCAUCCUGCGCAAGCGUACCGCCGUCGACGAACUCAACAUCCGCACCUUCUUCACCGAGGGCGACCUCCUCGUCGCCGAGGUACAGAGUCUUUUCCAGGACGGCAGCUGCGCCCUGCAUACCCGCAGCUUGAAGUACGGCAAGCUGCGCAAUGGGUACUUUCUCUCUGUGACGGGGACUGGGGGCGGCGGUGGAGGCAGACGGGGCGGCGUGGCCCGCUCGCGCCGCCAGGUCUUCACGCUUAGCACGACCAAGGGCGGCGAGAUCGAUAUCAUCUUGGGCGUGAAUGGAUAUAUCUGGAUCGCGAAGCACGUGGAGCCGCCGAACGCAGGCAAGGACGUCAGCAUCACGCGCAUCGAGGAGAGCGUUUCCAAGGAGGUGUAUUCCAGUCAGAACGACGACAUCCCUGUCGAGACGCGGCGGGAGAUUGCGCGCGUCGCGGGCGUUAUUAGGGCGCUGGUAGAGUCGGGGGUCAGGGUGGACGAAGAGACCGUUGUGAAGGGCUAUGAAGCUGCAGUGGAGCUGGAGUUUGAAGACGGGGAGGAGAGCAGGGAAGGCGGAGGCACGGAGUACCUUGGGGGCGAAAGAGGGCGGAAGGUUGUUGAGAUUACCCUGGGUACGUUGGAUUGAGCGAAGUGGAGGUACUACUGCUCUACACGGUUGCUGCGCAGGCGGGCGCAGUUAACGCCACCAUACACUAAGUAGCAGAGAGCCAUGAGCUACGAAAUCAAAAAGGCCAAGACGGAUACCCCGUCCAACAAUUACACAGCAAGAAACUGGGAGGUUUAUUGAUGCUACGGAUUUCUGAGUCAACCCAAAUGUUAGGUUUCUUUGGUGGCGUAGGUUGGGGGACGCCGGCGGUGAUAUACUGAAACAUGUAGGAGAGACAGAGAAGACCUCUCUUGAAGCGGGAUGCAUGUCGGA
This is a messenger RNA of Aplosporella prunicola CBS 121167, 1850 nucleotides long. RefSeq lists its product as uncharacterized. The transcript is spliced from 2 exons. NCBI's taxonomy places the organism in Eukaryota, Fungi, Ascomycota, Dothideomycetes, Botryosphaeriales, Aplosporellaceae. The coding region runs from base 489 to 1556 and encodes 355 amino acids. The record is from RefSeq and is a predicted model, not a curated record. Gene Ontology annotation, cellular component: cytoplasmic exosome (RNase complex); nuclear exosome (RNase complex). Gene Ontology annotation, molecular function: RNA binding. Gene Ontology annotation, biological process: TRAMP-dependent tRNA surveillance pathway; nuclear polyadenylation-dependent rRNA catabolic process; CUT catabolic process.